AUGGCGAGCAACAACAUGAUGGGAAAAUUGACGACGUGGCGUGCAGGGUCUCUGGGAUUCAGGACAGGUGUCAUCACGCUUAUUUGUAUUUUGUUAAAUAUUAUUGCCUUGUAUUUUAUCCGUAGGUUAUUCCUUGAUCGCUGGGGCGGCAGUCAUCCUAGGCGUCCACAUAGGGACAGAACCAGCAGAGCUGGCGGUUCCAAGCGAAAAAACCGGAGGCAUGAUGGCGAGGGGGCGAUAAAAAAGUCACUCCCAUGUCUUCUUCUGCUCCUUGGCAUUCCUGGUAGCGGGAAGACGACGUGGGUUAACCAGUACGUGGAAACUUGUGACAGGUCUUUUGUUAUUGUGAACGAAGACUCUGUUCAGGGAGCAGUCACCGCUGAAAAAAACGAUUCCUCGUGGGAAGCAGAAGUGCGAGGGGCCAUAAUUAGUGGCAUUGUGCAGCAGUUGAAGGAAAAGCAAAACGUGGUUCUGGACGAUAGUUUACGUGUCAUGGACGAGAAAUUUCGGCAUGACAUCAUAACUGCCGCACCUGCUUGCAAUCUGUUGGUCAAGCAGUUUCCCAUCAAGGCAUUCUAUGCGUAUACGCGCUUGUUGAAGGAUGCUGAGGAAGGCAAUGGUGGCAGUUACCUCACAGAAAUUGAACUAGAGGAAUUGGAGAUGAGCUUUGACAAAGCCUGGGCAAGUAUGAAGCUAGAGGGCUGGAACCCGCUUCUAGAUACGUCUUAUUCGCGAUCAAAACACAAUUGA
This is a messenger RNA of Trypanosoma rangeli, 750 nucleotides long. Its product is annotated as retrotransposon hot spot (RHS) protein. NCBI's taxonomy places the organism in Eukaryota, Euglenozoa, Kinetoplastea, Trypanosomatida, Trypanosomatidae. The record is from RefSeq and is a predicted model, not a curated record. The transcript has a single exon. Bases 1 to 750 code for a protein of 249 amino acids.